Phaethon lepturus (White-tailed tropicbird) is the source of this 2109-nucleotide messenger RNA. Its product is annotated as nucleolar RNA helicase 2-like. Lineage: Eukaryota; Metazoa; Chordata; Aves; Phaethontiformes; Phaethontidae. The record is from RefSeq and is a predicted model, not a curated record. The annotation marks the transcript as partial. The transcript has 15 exons. Gene Ontology annotation, molecular function: ATP binding; RNA binding; helicase activity.
GAGGAGGCCCAGGAGAAGAAGCUGAAGCGUCGGCAGAAGCUGAAGCGGCGUGGUAAGGCCGAGGGCGAGCAGGCCCAGCCCGAGGAGAGCGGGCUGGCCGACGGUGACCUUGAGCCCCCCCUGCCCAAGAAGACAAAAAAAAUCAAAGAGAAGAGCAAUGGUCUGUCUGGAGGGAGCGAGGACUCUGAGCAUACGGUGAAACCAUGCUCUGCUGUAAGCAAUGGUGUGACAUCCCCGGCAGCCCAGAGCACGUCUGCUGAUGUGGCCACUGGAGAGCAGGACGGUGAUGCAGAGGAGCUGACAGAAGAAGCAAAAGAAGGCGCCUUCACCAAUUUCCCUCUUUCCCAAGACACCAUUAACCUUCUCAAAGCUCGAGGUGUAAAAUACCUGUUCCCUGUGCAAGUGAAGACUUUUCAGCCCAUAUAUGAUGGCAAAGACCUAAUUGCUCAAGCUCGAACAGGAACCGGGAAAACCUUUUCGUUUGCUCUUCCACUGACUGAAAGACUUCAGAGUGUCUCGCAAGAUGGGAGAAGAGGCCGUGCACCAAAAGUCCUGGUUCUUGUUCCAACCAGGGAACUGGCCACUCAGGUAGCCAAAGACUUCAAGCAUCUCACCAGGAAACUGUCAGUGGCUUGUUUUUAUGGAGGAACUCCGUAUAAAGCACAGCUUGACAUCCUUAAAAGUGGCAUUGAUAUUCUAGUGGGAACUCCUGGACGUAUCAAAGACCACAUUCAGAAUAGCAAGCUGGAACUUUCCAGUGUGAAGCACGUUGUUUUGGAUGAAGUUGAUCACAUGUUAGACAUGGGCUUUGCUGAACAAGUGGAAGAAAUCUUAGGAUUUGCUUAUAAAAAAGGUUCUGAGAACAACCCCCAGACACUGCUGUUUUCUGCAACUUGUCCACGAUGGGUGUAUGAUGUAGCAAAAAAAUACAUGAAAGAUGAAUAUGAACAGAUUGACCUGAUUGGAAAGAAGGCUCAAAGGACUGCCACGACUGUGCAACACUUGGCUAUACAGUGUCGCUCAUCUCAGAGAGCAGGAGUUCUUGGGGAUAUCAUUCAAGUCUACAGUGGCAGCCAUGGGCGGACCAUUGUCUUUUGCGAGACCAAAAAGGAAGCAAAUGAACUGGCUAUGAAUGCUUCGCUCAAACAGGAUGCCCAGUCAUUGCAUGGUGAUAUCCCACAAAAACAGAGAGAAAUUACAUUAAGAGGCUUUAGGAAUGGUGUGUUUGAAGUUCUGAUUGCAACGAAUGUAGCUGCCCGUGGUUUGGAUAUUCCUGAGGUUGACCUUGUUAUACAGUGUUCACCACCAAAAGAUGUUGACUCGUACAUCCAUCGUUCUGGACGUACGGGUCGAGCUGGCCGGACCGGGAUCUGCAUUUGUUUAUUUCAGAGAAGGGAAGAAGAUCUUCUGAAACAAGUUGAGCACAAAGCGGGGAUUACAUUUAAGCGUAUAGGUGUUCCCUCUGCUACAGACGUAAUUGAAGCUUCAAGUAAUGAUGCUAAAAAGUUGUUGGAGGCCAUUCCUCCUUCUGCAGUAGACUACUUCAGAAAAUCUGCUCAAGAGCUCAUAGACGAAAAAGGGGCAGUUGCUGCUCUGGCUGCAGCUCUAGCCCAUAUUUCUGGGGCAUCUUACAUACAGCAGCGCUCCUUACUCAACUCAACUGCGGGCUUUGUGACCAUGGUGUUACAGUGUUCAAUAGAAAUGCGUAGCAUGAGCUAUGCCUGGCGAGGACUGAAAGAACAGCUUGGUGAGGAGGUAGAUGCCAAAAUAUCUGCAAUGCGUUUCCUCAAAGGGAAAAUGGGGGUGUGCUUUGAUAUCCCUGUCGGUGAACUGAGUAACAUACAGGAACAGUGGAGGGACACCAGGCGCUGGCAACUGUCGGUGGCAAAGGAAUUGCCUGAGCUGGAAGAGCCCCAGGAGGCAGGACGAGGCUUCUCCAAGUUUGGAAACGGGAGGCAAGAAAAAUUUGAGAACAAGCCCCUCGGCACCCUUCCUCGAGAGCGUCCCGUGGGCACUGGGGCUUUUGGUGGCUGUGGGGGUGCUCCCGCUUGCACGUCUGCCGAUUCUGCACACUUGGCACAGUUCGUCCUCAGCCCCGUCACGGAGGCU